ACCGGAAGUAGUUUUUGUUUUGCUAGCUUAAUUUCUGACUUCAUGUUUUGUUAGCUAAUCAGGCUAGCAGAUGUCGACUGAUUGACUUAUUUUCAGAUGAAUAUAUGUGGAUAAAACUGUUCAAACGCCACUCCUAGUAAGAAGGGAGGAUGGCACAUGGACGUACUCCACAUGGGCCGUCCCAGAGGACAAAGCACCUGGAAACUGAUAAUGACCCUGACAGGACCUUGUGUGUUGGGGAUGAUGCAGGAGAAGAUGCUGACAGUUGCCAUAGAAGCACAGCAACAGCAGUGAAUAAAGUCAGCAAGCAAGAUGGCACAGAAGAAAACAGCGGGGAUGGACAAGAUUUUACAGUAUUUGUUGCCAUUCAAGGGAAUAUGGAGGAUGAGGACUUCACACAAAAACUUGACACUGUCCUUAGUGGGAUACCAAACAUGCUUGAUAUGGGCUCUGAGAGGCUGCAGCCACAGCAUGUGGAGCCUUGGAACAGUGUGCGGGUUACCUUCAACAUUCCUAGAGAUGCUGCUGAACGACUUCGAGUGUUGGCCCAGAACAACCAGCAGCAGCUCAGAGACCUGGGGAUCCUCUCUGUGCAGAUAGAAGGGGAAGGACCCAUCAAUGUGGCUGUGGGACCAAAUAGGGGACAAGAAGUCAGAGUAAAUGGACCAAUUGGAGCAGCUGGCCAGAUGAGAAUGGAUGUUGGAUUUCCAGGUCAACCUGGUCAAGGAGGGAUAAGGAUGGCUAAUCCCUCGAUCGUUCCUUCUGGGCCUGGCAUGACAAGUCAGGCUAUGGUACCAGGCAACAGUGGACAGAUGAAUCCUCGUGCUCCAAGACCAUCUUCACAGACAGGUUCAGAUGUGAUGGAUCCAAUGAUGCCAGGUAUGUCAGUUCAGCAGCAACAGGCUGGUCCACAUGGCUCAAGCUCCAUGGCAUCUCAGGCUCCUCAUCACAUGCAGGUUCUGCAGGGUGGGAGACCACUCAACCCUGCUGCAUUGCAGCAGCUGCCACAACAGCAAGCUCAGCUCUCCCAGCUUGGACCUAGGCCUCCAUUCAACCCAUCAGGCCAGAUGGCUAUGACUCCUGGAUGGAACCCGUUGCCCUCUGGGGUCCUCCAGCAGCAAGCCGCCCAAGUAGGCCCUGCAUGGAGAAAACCCCCACCCCAAGCCCAAAUGGUUCAACGCCCACCCUCACUUGCUACAGUUCAGACACCCAGCCACCCUCCGCCCCCUUACCCGUUUGGCAGCCAGCAGGCUGGUCAGGUGUUCAGUGCCAUGGGACAGCAACAGCAGCAAAUGGGUCAGUUUGCUGCCCCCCAGCCUAAAGGCCCUCAGGCAGGACCUGGUGGUGUUGCGGGACCGCCCAGACCCCCUCCACCUCUUCAACCAGCUUCUGGACCACAGGCCAACCUAACCGCCAAGUCCCCUGGUUCCUCCUCAUCUCCUUUUCAGCAGGGUUCACCGGGAACUCCUCCCAUGAUGGCUCAGAGACCAACAACUCCUCAGGGCUUUCCUCAGGGUGUUGGUUCACCAGGAAGAGCUUCCCUCAGCCAACAGAGUAACAUGCAACAAGGAUUCAUGGGAAUACCCCAGCAUGGACAGCCUGGGGCCCAGGUUCACCCAGGCAUGCCAAAGCGCCCCAUGGGCUUUCCAACUCCUAACUUUAUCCAAGGUCAGUUGAGUGCUAGCACUCCAGGAACCCCUGGUGGAGGAGUCCCUCAACAGUUACAGAGCAGCCAAGCGAUAACUCACACAGGAGCUCAGCCAUCAGUCUCCACACCAAACUCGAUGCAGGGUCCACACCAUGGCCAACCCAAUGUUAUUGGUGCACAAAGUAGUAUGGCAGGUCCACCUCCUGGUACAACCGCUGGGCCUAGUAUGGGCCAACAACAGCCUGGCCUCCAGACCCAGAUGAUGGGCCUCCAGCAUCAGGCUCAGCCCGUGUCCUCCUCCCCCAGCCAGAUGGUUCAAGGCCAGGGUGGAGGUCAGACUAUCCUCUCAAGGCCUCUCAGUCAAGGGCAGAGAGGAGGGAUGACCCCACCCAAGCAGAUGAUGCCUCAGCAAGGCCAGGGGGUGAUGCAUGGGCAGGGUCAGAUGGUUGGAGGCCAAGGACACCAGGCUAUGCUCCUACAGCAGCAGCAGCAGCAGCAGCAACAGCAACAAAACUCCAUGAUGGAACAAAUGGUUGCCAACCAGAUGCAAGGCAACAAGCAGGCGUUUGGAGGCAAGAUGCCAACUGCAGUCAUGCCUGGCCAGAUGAUGCGUGGCCCUUCUCCAAAUGUUCCAGGUAACAUGACUCAGUUCCAGAGUCAGGUUGGCCCACAGCAGAUGACUCCACAACAGCAACAGCAAAUGGCUCAGCUCCAACAACAGCAGUUGCAACAUCAGCAACAACACCAGUUGCAGCAGCAGCAGCAGCAGCAACAUCAGCAGCUGAACCAGCCACAACAUCAGCAGAUGAACCAGCCACAACCCCAGCAGGUUGCUAUUGCUGGCAAUCCUAAUCAAGUUAUGGGCAUGCAUGGGCAACAGAUGAGGCUACCUGCUGGUCACCCUCUUAUCCAACAACAGUUGCAACAGAAACAGCAGCAGCAAGUCAUGUUGCAGCAGCAACAACAGGCAGCUCAACAACACCCACAUUCUCUGGGAGAUCCCAGUAGUGGGACAGGAGACUUGGGGGUCCAACAGAUGGUCCCUGAUAUGCAGGCACAGCAGCAAGGCAUGAUGGGGGGCCCCCAGCACAUGCAGAUGGGAAAUGGCCACUUUACUGGCCAUGGCAUGAACUUUAACUCACAGUUUCCAGGUCAGAUACCAAUGGGGGGACCAUGUGGACAGCCAGGUGGCUAUCCUGUCAGCAAGGAUGUUACACUGACUAGCCCACUGCUGGUCAACUUGCUACAGAGUGAUAUCUCAGCCAGUCAGUUUGGGCCAGGAGGAAAACAAGGAGCAGGGGCUGGCAAUCAGGCCAAACCCAAAAAGAAGAAACCAGCACGCAAGAAGAAGCCAAAAGAUGGAGAGGGACAACAGCAAGUAGAGGGAUUAGGUAGCCUUGAUGUGACUGCCGCUAGCAUGGAGGAAUCUGAAUUGCCCAGUCUGGGAAGCGAACAGAGUUUGGGUUUAGACAACUCUGGUCCCAAAAUCCCUGAUUUUGCCAACAGGCCUGCAGGCUUUCCUGCUCAGCCUGGAGACCAGAGAGUAUUACAGCAGGUACCCAUACAAUUUAUGCAACAGCAGCAGCAGCAACAGCAACAACAGCAACAAAAGCAACAACAGCAACAGCAGCAGAUACAGCAAAUGCAACAGCAGCAACAACAAAUACAGCAACAGCAGCAGAUGCAACAGAUGCAGAUGCAGGGUCUCCAGAAUGCCCAGGGGCAGCAGGGAAUGACAGGGCCGCAAACAUCAAGCCAAGGCCAGCCCCAGAUGCAUCCUCAGCAGAUACAGCAGCAGCAGCAACAACAACAACAACAGCAGCAGCAGCAAACUCAACAGUCACACCUGCAACAGCAGCAACAGCAGCAGAUGAUGAUGGUGUUGAAGCUGCAGCAGGAGCAUGCAAAGAAUCGCAUGUCCAUCCCACCAGGAGGACAGCUCCCUCCUCGGGGCAUGGGGAAUCCACCUGAGGUGCAGAGGCUUCCUGUCUCACAACAAGGCAACAUGCCUGUAAUGAUCAGCCUACAAGGACAUGGAGCAGUACCACCAUCACCUGACAAAGCCAGAGGGAUGCCCCUGAUGGUGAACCCACAGCUUGCUGGCACUGCACGAAGAAUGUCCCAUCCUGAUGUGGUGCAGGCUUCCCAAGGCACUGGAUCUGAAGAGGCCUCUGCAGGGCCUCACAUGAAGCAGGACAGGUCUAGUGGCUCAGAAAUGGGGGUGCAACCUGCAAAUGGAUCUCAGCAGAUGAUGGCCAAUCAGGGCUCCAACACUCACAUAAUGAAGCAAGGACCUGGUCCAUCACCAGUACCCCAACACACUGGAGCCAGUCCCCAGCAGCAGUUACCCACUCAGCCUCAACAAGGAGGCCCCAUGCCUGGCCUUCAUUUCCCUAAUGUCCCCACAACCACACAGAGCUCCAGGCCUAAGACCCCCAACAGAGCCAGCCCCAGGCCAUACCAUCAUCCCCUCACCCCAACUAAUCGUCCACCCAGUACUGAACCAUCUGAAAUCAACCUUUCACCUGAGAGGCUAAAUGCCUCUAUUGCAGGGCUGUUUCCUCCCAAAAUCAACAUCCCUCUACCUCCUAGGCAGCCCAACUUAAACAGAGGAUUUGACCAGCAAGGUCUUAACCCAACAACUCUGAAAGCCAUUGGGCAGGCCCCUCCUAGCUUAACUCUCCCAGGUGGCAACAACAAUGGCAAUACGGGUGUAAAUAACACUAACAAUAAUCAGCAGCCUUUCUCUACUGGCACUGGAGCAGGUAGUGCUGGUUCUAAACAGGACAAGCAGCCUGGAGGGCAAGGUAAGAGAGCAAGUCCUAGCAGUAGUCGGAAGUCAAGUCCAGCCUCUAGCCGCAAGUCAGCCACCCCAAGUCCAGGAAGACAAAAGGGGACAAAAAUGGCCAUCACCUGCCCUCCCCAUCAGCAGCAGCUGGUCAACCCACAAGGGCAGGCCUUGAUGCUAAGCCCUACCUCAGUACCCCCAAGUCCAGUAACUACACCUUCACAACUAAGUGGGGGCAUGGAGGCACAUCAGACUCAGAGCCCUUUCCAUGGGAUUCAAGGCAACACUGCUGAGGGAGUCAGAGAAAGUCAGGGAAUGAUGACAGCAGAGCAGCGACAUGUGCCUCAGACUCAGCCCCAGCCACUGCCUUUGAGGGAGUUAUCAGCUCCCAGAAUGGCAAGUCCUCGUUUCCCUGCACCUCAGCAGCCUAAACCUGACCUGGAAUUGCAGGCUGGCACCAUUGAUAGACAACCAACACAAGCAACACCUAUGCCGGAUUCCGACGCCUCACCUGCUCUCCGGGCAGCUCCAACCUCCCUCAACCAGUUACUGGAUAACACUGGUAGCCCAAACAUGCCUCUUCGGCCCAUACAGAGUAAUACGGUUAGGGAUGUUAUGGGAAAGGACAGCCCCAAGUCUGCUUUGGAUCCAGAUAAACCACUCCACAGUAAUUCCCAGAUUACAGACAUAUCAGCUUCUGUCACUAUUAAUGAAUCAGAAGCUAAACCCAAAUCUGCUAUCCCAGUCCCUACCAGUAGUCCUAACUUGCAGCCUGCUUCAGUUCCCAGCUCACACGCUAGCUCUAACGUGAACUCCAAUAGUACCCCCAGCCUUACUCAAAUCCCCAUCUGUAGUCAUGGUGUCAAUCCAAAUCUGAAUGUAAACCCAGUGCCUACUCUUUGCAACACCCUCAGUACUAACACUAAUACUGCCCUCAGUUUAAGCCCCAACAAAGUCACUUCUGGUCAGAGCAGUUCUGCCUCCACUGUAAGUACCAGUUCAAACUGCAGCUCUGCUUUAAACCCAGCCAGUUCAGCCCUAAAAUCAGUCCCUGGCCCUAAACCUGUGACAAGUGUUCACUCAGUCAUACAGAUGCCCACCUCCUCUAGCACCAUUUCUUCCAAUCAGAUCACUGUAUUUGUCACCUCUAACGCCAUCACCUCUGCCCCCACUCCCCAGGUAUCCACAUCUAUGGUGGCUGUCCUUAACAAGAACAUUAGACCUCAAGAUAUCCGGCAGCAGACCCCUGUCCCCCGACCUACUCAGUUCAUCACCACCCCCGUAUUCAUCAACCCAAUUUUCCAGGUCCCUAGUGCACCUGUGGCUCCCAGUACCACAGUGGUACCGCAGUCGGUCACCAUGGUGGGGCCUAUCCAAGUGCCCACUGCAAACAUCCAACUUUCUCCUGCCCUGAGUUCCACUCAGUCAUCAGGAGUUAACAUGACCAGCACUCAGCCUGCCAGAGGUGUUGUUGGCCAGGUCCAGAUUUCCACUAGUAUGUCCUCGUCAGCCCCAGUUAGUACUCAGCAGAUGAAUCCAGGAGUUCUCAAAACUGAAAAUCAAGGUGAUGCAGGUUCUGCCCAGAAAUCUAGUCCACUGGUCCAACAUCCAUCUCCUCAUGCAAGUCCUUCAGCAUCUUCUCCCUUUCAGUCACCUCUGGUUUCUCCUCCUCCCUGCUCUAGUCCUGGGGCUGUCCACACCAUUCGAAAGAGCCCUGUAUCUCCAUCUCCCACAGCACAGGUAAAAAGUAAACCUGCACAGGCUGCUGCAGCCGUUUCUGGUACAGCUGACUCCCACCAGAGUCCUGUAGAAAGGCAUGUACAGACACCUGCUCCGGCUGUGCCACUGCAGGUCUUUCAUUCUCCUGCUACUGGUGCCGUUCAGACUGAGGCUUUAGCUCCCCAUGCUCCUGCUCCAAGCAACAUCACUCUCUCGACAGUCUCCUCUCCAGUCCCAAUUCCUGGCCAAGUUGCUGUUCCUACACAGAUGGUUACCCAGGCUUUAGUUCCUGCAUCAGCCUCAGUCUCAAGCCCAGCUCAGGCCCUAACCUCUCAAGCUCCUACUGCCACUGGAGUUGGUACUACCACUAGUAUCGCUCCUGCUACCCUGCUCUCUACGGUUGCUCCUGUACAAAGUCCUGUACCGUCCAUUGUUCCAAUUGUUGCUGCACCUGGACCUCUUCAGGAGGUUCCCCCCAGCUUAUCCUCUUCAGUUACUAACCCCAGUGGAGUUCCACCAGCUCAAUCGGACCCCCCAGCUAUAGAGUCUCCAGUGCAGUCUACAACACCUGCUGAAACCACUCAGACCACUGCAGCACCUAUUCAACAAGACAUCCCCCAGCCACAGGAACCUGUUGGCAGCGAGAAGACAGGUGAAGAGGCCUCGACAGGUUCUGAGCAGGGAUGGGCAAAGAAAAGAAAGACGCCCAUCAACUUAGUCCCAAGAGCUGCUGUGGAGAAACCCAAGGGACCGAGCAGACGCAGCUCCCGGGCAGAGAAGGAGGUGGAGGAGGAGCCAGUAACAGAGAGUGGCAUUAGGAAGAGAUCAGCCAGGCCUGGAACCAGUGCUGCUGUAAAAGAAACUGGAGCGAGCCCCACCCAGGCCAAGCGAAGGAAGUCCAAAUAGGCCCAACUGUAGUUGUGGCAACAUGUGAACAGUACUGUAUAUGUUUUUGUUUUCUGCUGUGAAUCAUUUGAUAUUGGUUUCUCUGUCCCAGAUUAUGAAUAUUCGUAGGAGGAAACCAUGUACAGAUAGAUUAAAAAUCAUGUGCUAUUGUUUUGCUUUUAUGUGAGAUUGUAGUUAGAAUGUGUGCAUACAGUAUGUGUUUGUGUGAAUGUGCUUUUUAUAUUAAAUGCUGGAUUAAUCACAUGAUAUUGAAAAUUAAGCUUGCCGUGAUUGUAUAAUUAUGUUGUAAAGGUGAAUUAAAUUUUCUACUGCUUUUGUUCUGUGAAACUAUAAGAUGGUUCAAGUAUUUUUCUGAAGCUACUAAGAUUUGGGUACUUAACCUGUACACAUUAAACAGCUAGAUUGAUUGAUAUGCACCAGUAGGGUGUGAUUUAAUAGUCAGGACUGUAUAUUCAGAGGAAAAGAAACUGAAGCACAGAUUAUGGUGUUCUGGAUCAGAAAUGCAGGACUACUCGUGGCCCACUCAGGAGGAAGUCCCUCAGGUAACCUGAAUUUAAAUGUUUUGGCUACCAAAAGAGAUAAACAAGGCAGAGUGAGAGGGAGCACCUGUUUUGCAACAAUGUAGCAUUGGUGUAGAGAGAGCUUGUAAACAUUGUAAUUGUUUCUUUGUUAAUAAAGCAUGUCCAUUCCUCCGUUUGCCUGUUACCAGGGAUGUGGGUCAAGAG
This is a messenger RNA of Monopterus albus (swamp eel), 7786 nucleotides long. It is a transcript of the gene ncoa6, whose product is annotated as nuclear receptor coactivator 6. The record is from RefSeq and is a predicted model, not a curated record. Gene Ontology annotation, biological process: positive regulation of transcription by RNA polymerase II. The coding region runs from base 150 to 7061 and encodes 2303 amino acids. Lineage: Eukaryota; Metazoa; Chordata; Actinopteri; Synbranchiformes; Synbranchidae. The transcript has 18 exons. Gene Ontology annotation, cellular component: histone methyltransferase complex; transcription regulator complex; nucleus.